AUGGAUAGAACUAAAAUAAAAUUUGCUAGAGCUAUUUUUUUCAAAGAAUUAACGGAAUCGGAAGACGAUAUAGAAAAAGCAGACGAUCCCGAACAAGAUGGUAACAUAUAUCACAAUAAAACAUUGUACAAAACGAAAGCCAUUACGGAAGACGAUGUUCAAAACACGGAAAAAUUAGAUAAAAAUUUAAACAAAUCCGACGGUGAUGAUAAUGACGUGGAUAACGAUUGCAUCGUACAAUGUCUUUAUUACACUAUACAGUGUUGCGAGUGUAUUAUUUCUUGA
This is a messenger RNA of Pediculus humanus corporis (human body louse), 285 nucleotides long. RefSeq lists its product as uncharacterized. The transcript is spliced from 2 exons. The coding region runs from base 1 to 285 and encodes 94 amino acids. Lineage: Eukaryota; Metazoa; Arthropoda; Insecta; Psocodea; Pediculidae. The record is from RefSeq and is a predicted model, not a curated record.